UAGAACGUGAAGGUAAUUAGACUAAACUAGGAAGUAAAAAGUGAAACAAACUUAUUAAUAGAGAGAAAUCUUUUUUUUUUUUUUGUAAAAAUCAAAAUUAAUCCUUAAAUAAGACAAUGAUAUAAUAAAUACUCCUUUUAAAUCCAAAGUGUUAUCUAACUAAUGAAAUUGAAGGCUGUUUAUUAGAAUUUUCUUAAGUAAAAACAUAAACUUAUUAGAUAAAGAUGCGUUAAAAUUUUAAAAGACUUCCCAAUUAAUAAAAAUAAAAUGUAAAAUAGAUAAAAUUUAUAAAUAAGAAAAUAAAGAGUAAAACGAAGAAAAGGAGAAAAUAAAUUUUUUUGAAAAUUUAGUUUAACAAAAAAACAUAUUAAAUAUGCUGCAACAACUUAAAAUCGAUAUGAUGUGGAAUAAUUUAAAAUAUUCCGGUAAAAGAUAUUAUCAUCGAGCUAUGAGAAUUGAACUAAAACAAAUUGCAUGGAAAAAUCCAAGAGCAAUGCCAGGAUGUCAAUAUAGUCCAACAAGAAUUGAACAUUUUUUAAAUAUUUUUACACAUGGUAUUUGGAUAUUACCAGCAUUAUUUGGUACUGUUGAAUUAGUUUCACGUAGUUAUUCAAGAACCCAAUUAAUUGCCGCAUGGAUAUAUGGUUUAGCGCUUAUAUUUUUAUUUGUAAUAUCAACAAUAUUUCAUAGUGUAUCAUAUGUUAAUUGCUGUAAGGGACAUCGUCGAAAUCGACAAAUAAAAGAUGUUUUUCAUAGAUGUGAUCGUGCUAUGAUUUAUGUAUUUAUAGCUGGAUCAUAUUUUCCAUGGUUACAUUUAGUACAUUUUGCACCAUAUUCUUUAGUAUUUGAAUCAUUACAAUGGAUAAUAUGGGUAUUAGCAGCGCUUGGUAUUACUUAUCAACAAAUAUUUCAUGAAAGAUUUAAAUGUUUAGAAACAUUUUUAUAUAUUGUAAUGGGAUUGGGACCUUCAUUAGUUGUAUUAGCUAGUGGACAUGAAUUUCCUGGUAUGGUAGAAUUAAAAUGGGGCGGUUGUAUUUAUAUUAUUGGAGUUUGUUUUUUUAAAUCAGAUGGUAUUAUUCCUUUAGCUCACGCAAUUUGGCAUUUAUUUGUAGCAUUAGCCGCCUCUGUACAUUAUUUUGCUAUAUUAAAAUAUUUAUUUCCCAUGGAAUUGUAAACAAAGACAAAUUAAUAUUUAAUUAAUGUAAUGAAGUUUUUGGCAAAAAAAAAAAAAAAAAGAACAAAAAAAAAAAACAACCUAAUUUUUAUUUAAAAAUCUAUA
Condylostylus longicornis is the source of this 1279-nucleotide messenger RNA. RefSeq names its product monocyte to macrophage differentiation factor. Lineage: Eukaryota; Metazoa; Arthropoda; Insecta; Diptera; Dolichopodidae. Gene Ontology annotation, molecular function: pore-forming activity. The transcript has 3 exons. Bases 374 to 1174 code for a protein of 266 amino acids. Gene Ontology annotation, cellular component: membrane. The record is from RefSeq and is a predicted model, not a curated record.